GCCGCCCAUGGAGCCUAAAGUUGCAUUCAGGAGCACCAGUGGCUGUUGGAGCACUGCAGAAACCAGCAGCAGGCUGACUGAUGUAUUCAGUAGCAUUAAUAUGACAGGCUCUGGCUCAUUUUAUGACUGCUACAAAUCACAGAAUGAAGACAGUGUAGAUCUGCCUCCAGCCUACAGUUCUUCACUUUCUACAGCAUCAGAAUAUCCAGCUUCUGUGGAUCCUUCUCUCUUAUAUGCACCAUGGUCUACGUAUGGAGAUGAUAAACAAUCUUCUGUUUCUCAGAUUAGUGUAAAGAACAGGAUUCAGACUGAAAGAAAUGAAUAUGGUAGUGAAACAGAUUUAUAUGGCCUUGUAUCUAACAUCUUGGAAGAACAAGAUAAAUCACAGCCAUAUUUAUCUGAGGGGACCUGCACCUCCAAUUUAAAAUCAGUAUGGCCUGUGAACACCACAAGACUUGCAGACCACCAUGAUUUGUUGUCAGAAAGUAAAAGGCCCGUAGUUGCAGCCAUAUCUCAACAUGUUUUUUAUAGUGGUGAAUCCACAUCCGCUGCUGAGAAACAAUACUUGCAUAAUAGUAAUCUUGCAUCACAACAGAAAGCAGAUGAACUUUAUCAUGGAUUUCCUAGCCUAGACCUUGAAGAGCAGUGGUUGUACCCUUCUAGGAAUGAUCAUGUCAGCUGUUACAACAUGCAGACUAAUGAGAACGCUAAGACACCACUAUUCCAAAACUAUCCAUAUAACAAAAAUUCUUAUACACCACAAACUGGAUUUUCAGAAGCAAUAAAAGAAUCGGGAGCAGAUCCAUAUUCUUAUGGAAGAGAGAAGGUAUGUUCCAAAGGAUCUGAUGCACAGUUGCAACAGAAGCGGGCAGAAAUGUUUCUUUCACAAUUUAAUAGAUACAGUGAAAACACAGACUACUGUAGGUACCCCGAAUAUUCUAAUCCUAAAGCAAAACAUAAUAAGAGUACAAACUUUAAUGUCCAAGAUGGUAAGAAAUUAGCCAAUGGAAUAUCUGAACCACCAGGUAUGGACACAGAUACCUACACUAAACUAUUUCAAGUGAAGCCAGCAAUUCAGAAAAAAAUGGAAGAUACUAUUGCAGAUCAGCAGAACUUCACAUUUUCAAAGACUGCAGGGCUAUUGUCAGAAAAGCAAUUUGGAAAUGAGCCUACGUUUACUACCGAUUUUGGGUUAAAAUCAGAGUAUGGUUUAAAAUUGCAUAUAGCUUGUCCAGGAAGUAGUGAGUUCGCAAAUGCCACAGAAAAGCAACAGUUUUCCAAAUCUGAUCCUCAGAGUUCUGAAUAUUUUAAAACGCUUAGCUUAUUAUCACACUCAGCAACUACAUCAGUAGGCACCAAUGUAAGGCCAACUUGGAUGAGUAUUCAAACUAAACCCAAUACUUCUGUAUCGUACCAGAAUACAGGUCCUUUGAAGUUGAAUCAUUUACCUGCUGCUGCAAAAGGUUCCAGUCAUUCUAAUGAUUUUUCUCAAUUGUCAUCUUUAAAUUUAACUUUAAAUAAUAAUUUGUUUCAGAAAUACUGCCAGGAUAAUUCAUCAGCAUUUUCUAGUUUUGAUUUUGGUUACAAUGCUGCAGAACGAAUUCAGUCUGCUAAUUAUAUGGAAGGACUAACUAAGGUUGGAGAGGAGAGUCUCUUUGAAUCAGUUACUGACAAGAAAAUAAAGCAGUCAAAUGGAUUUUGUGAGAACUACUCACCUCAACAGUAUGGGAUCAUUGAAAAUGUGAAGAAACACAAUUUCCAAACUAAGUUGCAGGUUGGACAUUAUGAUUCCGAGGAAGGACAGAAACACUUAGAUGGAUUGUCACAGAACACCUACCAAGAUCUGUUGGAAUCGCAGGGUCACUUUAAUAGUCAUAGACAAGGAAGUGGAGAUAGUAAUGCUGUCAGUAACCGUGUGAAUCGUGCACCAGCUUCAUGCUUUUCAAACAAUUUUAUGAUGGGUGAUUUAAGACAGAAUUCUAACUUUCAACAACUUGGUUCGAAUGGGUUUCCCUUGAGAUCCACUCUUCCAUUUAGUCAUUCUGUUGUUCCUCUGAUAGAUUCCUAUGAUUUAUUUUCUUAUGAUGAUUUAAGUCAUUUAUAUCCUUAUUUUAAUGACAUGAUGUAUGGUGAUGGUUCUUUCUCUGGUUUUGUACCAACAUUUGGAUUUCAAAGGCCAAUUAAAACUCGUAGUGGACCUGCCAGUGAACUUCAUAUUAGGCUGGAAGAAUGUUAUGAACAAUGGAGAGCUUUGGAAAAAGAAAGAAAAAAGACUGAAUCUGCUCUUGCCAAGAACUACCCAGGAAAAAAGGUUUCUAGUACUAACAACACACCAAUUCCAAGGCUUACAUCAAACCCUUCAAGAGUUGAUCGCUUAAUUGUGGAUCAGCUACGUGAACAAGCCAGAGUUGUGACUUUACUGGGAAAAAUGGAACGUCUUCGCAGUUCUCCCCUUCAUGCUAACAUUUCUACUGCUCUUGAUAAACAUCUGGAGAUAAUUCAUAUAGUGCAGUCACGUAGAAAGGAUGAAAUUGUAAAUGCUUCAAAUCGGCAAAGGCAAGGAGCUCCCAAAUGCCAAGAUGACAGAGAUGUCUUUGCGCUUGCUCUGGCAAUUAAAGAGAUGAGUGCAGCAACACGCAAAGCACGUACCACCCUUUGGUGUGCACUUCAGAUGACCUUGCCAAAAACUACAACUACAUCUGGACAGUUAGAUGUGGAGAAAGCUUUUCAGGAGAUGGUACAGUCUGAAGAUAAAGCAUGUGAAAAUAUGAAUAGCAGCAACCUCAUAAACCAAAGGACUGAAACAAACACCCACUAAUGAAAUAUCAGUGUAGGUAAAACCUGUAUUUCAUAUUUAAAUGAACCUUUACAGCUUAAACUAACCAGUUUUCUUCCAGAUUUAAAGUUGAUACUUUGAAGAAGCAAGUUCAGCUUCUCAAGACUCUAAUUGCUAAUUACCAGACAACACACUGAGGUAACAGAAAAUGUUAAUAGCUGUUGCAAAACAUUGACUGGACAGAAUUAACUUACCAGUUUAAGUACUCUGAUUAUUUUUAGCAGCUAAAACGUUAGCCCAUUCUGCAGUGCUGGUAAGCACCAAUGGGACUUCUUCAAUUUAAGUUUAUUUUAGGUUUGUGUUGGUGAGUACAUUCUUAAAUAAUGAAUCUUAGGACUGUGACCAACAGUGGCUGCAGUCUAGUAACACACAAGUGUGAUUGUGAUGUAAAAAUGUUUUCCUUAUCAAACUAGUACCUGGAGACAGGAGGAAAACAAUGCAAAAGAUACCCAAUAUUAAUGUACAAAUUACAUAUUUAAAAGGCAUAUUUAUAAAUUUGAAAUUUUAGAAUCUAAAUUUAUGAAAGGAAAUGCACUAGAUUCUCCUAAAUUAGUGAUAUUCCGAAACUGCUGUUAUGAAACCAUGCGAUUUAGUGAGCGUAAAACUUGUUCAAAUCAUUCAUGCAUACUGUCUAAAAAUAACUCUGUUUUAAAGUAUUUAAGUGUAAUCAAAACAUUACACCGUAUGAAUCCUGAAAAGCUGCACAGAAGCUGAAAUAAUGAGUAUUGUUCUAAUACCCUUGAUUUAAUACUUUUUAAAAAGGGUAUCACGAGUUUAUGAAAAGUAUUCUUUUUCUUUUCUUUUUUUUUUAAAGUUACUCUUUGGCUAGUUUGGUUUGAGAUCAGUUAGCAUAUAUUUUGUUACACUUAUUAGUUUUCUUCUGUAUUUUUUGAGAGCUAUUGAAUGCUUGGGUUUUUCUGCAUUUCUUAUCUCAAUAUCUUUGAAUAAUUUAUUCAUUAAUGUGAAAUGUUGAUAUUAUGUGGCUGAGGAGAUCUUGGGGUUUUAACAAUUCUAGCAUGGAGUUAAACUAUAAUGUGUGGAUUAAAUUUAUUGAACUACCCUUGGCUAGGUAUGCUGAUAUUUUAAAAGCCUGUUCUUCCUGGUUUUAGAGAUCCUGUUCUGCAAAAAGUGUAAUCACACCACAUAAAUUGUCUUUAGAUGAUGUGAGAGAGAAACUGAUUGCAAAUGCAGGAGAAACUGUAGUGGAACCAUACUGAUCAUUGAUAUGACUUGCAGUAUUGCCAUAAUGAAUUGCAUAGGGGCAGAAAAGCAAUAUAUCAUCAUACCACAAUAGUCAAUGCACAAGAGUGUUUAAGUUUGACAUAAGAUAUGUUGGAUGUUACAACAAAGAAUACUGUACUGAAUUUAGUCUGUCUAGUAAGAAAUAAAUAAGCUUUUGUUGGGAACAGUGUUGCAUUUUUAUGUGU
This is a messenger RNA of Alligator sinensis (Chinese alligator), 4263 nucleotides long. It is a transcript of the gene MEIOC, whose product is annotated as meiosis specific with coiled-coil domain. The record is from RefSeq and is a predicted model, not a curated record. The transcript is spliced from 8 exons. Gene Ontology annotation, biological process: male meiosis I; mRNA stabilization; female meiosis I. The coding region runs from base 8 to 2818 and encodes 936 amino acids. NCBI's taxonomy places the organism in Eukaryota, Metazoa, Chordata, Crocodylia, Alligatoridae. Gene Ontology annotation, cellular component: nucleus; cytoplasm.